Messenger RNA from Manduca sexta (tobacco hornworm), 1275 nucleotides. RefSeq lists its product as uncharacterized. The transcript is spliced from 5 exons. Lineage: Eukaryota; Metazoa; Arthropoda; Insecta; Lepidoptera; Sphingidae. Bases 236 to 1192 code for a protein of 318 amino acids. The record is from RefSeq and is a predicted model, not a curated record.
UGUAUACAUAUUCUUUUCAUUUACCUUAAACUUUUGUAUGCUAUAUUUGUAAAUAUAUAUUCCGAGAGCGGCAUCCAAAAAAUGCAGCCGAAAUUAUGUUUCGUAACGUAAUUAGCUUAAUCAUGUCGAGUAUCAUCCAGUUUUGCAAAACGAUUAGUUUAUUAAAACCAUUUGUUCUAUAAAAUGACCAUAAUCUUCAAAAUUCGGUUAGUUUUUUUGGUGAAUUACUACAAUAAUGAAGGUCAAAGUAAUUGUUUUGGCGUUGUGUCUGACGUGCCUGUCUACGCCGGCGUACACCACGGGCCUUCUCGGAGCUAAGAUAGCUGCAGCGGCAGGCAUUGCUAAGGGCGCCGCUUUGCUCGGAGCUGGAGCGUUGGCAGCCAAAGGGGCUGUUUUAAAAGGCGUGGGUUCUCUACUGGCAGCAAAAGGGGCUGCGAUCAAGGAAGGAGUGCUUACAGCUGCCAAACCAAUUGAAGUUGCUGUGCCUACUGUGGUGAUUCAGCCCUCUCCAAUCUACACGAAGCCGUGUGCAGUGGCUGUACCAAGUAUCGUGCUGGAGCCACCUCCUAACAAGCCGUGUAUAGUCCUUGAGCCCGCACCGCCACUGGUAACGGCACAAGUGCAAACUCCUUCAGAAAAUGGAGGAGAGAUGUUGACCGCAGGAAUAAUAGCUUCAUUAUUGAACGGAGGCGUGCAAAAGCCACCGACGACCGGAGGAGCGCAAAAUCCUUUGUUGGGCAUAGGAGUGCAAACUUCAUUAUUGGGCACUGGAUCACAAAAUCCAUCGGAUACUACAGGGGCGCAGAAGCCGUUACUGGGUGUUGGUGUGCAAAGUUCGUUAUUAGGCACAGGAUCACAAAAUCCAUUGGAUACUACAGGGGUGCAAAAACCGUUACUUGGUUUAGGUGUGCAAACUUCGUUAUUGGGCACAGGAUCGCAAACUUCGGGGACUACAGGAGCGCAGACUCCGUUGUUGGGCGCAGAAGUGCAAACGCCACUGCUUGGUGCAGAAGUACAAGUGAUCUCUGAGCCGAUAGCCUCAUUGUUGGGAGACAGAAUACAAGGUUUAUUAAAUACUAUCGAUACAACUAUUGAUAACUCACUGAGCAAACCUAUAGCCGUGAACACGCUUAGAUCACCUGUUGUUUACAAGAUUGUCCAGCCGCCCAGAUUCCCUCUCACCAUUUAUUGAAAAAUACAACAGAAAAUAAUAAUAAUAAUAAUAAAUAAUAAGUUUUUUUAUUAAAAAGUACAUAAUGUGUUUUACAGUUAAAA